Molecule: messenger RNA, 1077 nt
Organism: Argentina anserina (silverweed cinquefoil)
Lineage: Eukaryota; Viridiplantae; Streptophyta; Magnoliopsida; Rosales; Rosaceae
Product: kinetochore protein NUF2 homolog
Source: RefSeq, a predicted model, not a curated record
AUGGAUUCUUCAGGUGCUAUUGUGGGAGGUUUGAGUGCUCGUAUUGAUUAUGUGCAGUCUCUGGCUCUGGUGGAGGCGUUCGCAAACAGGUUGGUCAGUUCUUUUGCGAUAGAAAAGGGUUUAGCCCCUAUUGUUUUUGAGUCUGAUUGUCUUGAGUUGGUUAAAGCAACAACUGUUCUGGAUGGAGAUGAUUCUGAUUUUGGUAAGAUAGUGGGAGAUAUUCAAGUUUCAUCUAAUCUUGUUGCCCACAAAAUGGCCAAACUAGUUCUUAGUACUGGUCUAAGUUAUGCUUGGUAUGGAGCGAAUCCUCCAUAUGGAGGCUCUCCUACGAUAUCUGUUGCUGAUUUUGAUCUGCUCAAAAGUGAUUCAGAAAGCGAGUUGCGUUCAAAAAUUGUUCAAUCACCCGAAAAACUGCAGAGAGCUUUAGCAGAGAAGAAAUUAAUUAGAGAGCAGGCUUCGAAGGAUGAAAUGUUAGCCAUGCAAUCUUUGAAGGAGAAGACUGCUGUUGAUGAGGUGUAUGCGAAGGUUUCCAAAAAAUUGGCAAAGUACUUGGCCCAGAUGCAUGCUAUACAAGAACAGGUCAAUACUGCUAAAUCUACUAGCAAAGACUACAAGGCUGAAAAAGAUAAAAUAAGUUGUGACAAAGUCCUAAGCAAGGUUCUCCAGGAUGAACUACUGAAACAGCAAGCAAAAUUGAAAGAAUUGCAUGAUUUGAAGAAGUUAGAAAAGGAACAGUCUCUCAAGUUUGAGGAGGUUAAUAAAGAACUCGGUAAUUUGAAGCUGGAGGUGGAAGGUAGGAGAAAUGCUCUGGAAGCAAGGGAGAAGACUGUUGAAGCUGCAUUAGCAGAGGCUGAUAUUAUAACUGCAAAGACUGCAUUAGUAAGAAAAUCUGGGGCAGCUGAUCAGCAACAAUUGGCUCAUGGAAGUGAGGAUAUUAUUAAUGAGUUCCACAAAUACUUACAUUCAAUGGAAGUCCUGCAUCAAUGUUAAUGGUGCAUGGAGCUGGUUCUUCUGGAUUUGUUGGCUGGUUUGGCCGCGGAAAGUAUCUUCAAUCUUCGCUUCAAGAGCCGAAAGCAU